GUGAAGUUGUAUGGCAGGUUGAUUCUCUGUCCUAGACACUCUCAUGCGGGGAACAGGAAACUUUGAACCCUCUUCAACAAUAUUUGGACCACUGAGGAAAACUUUUUGAAGCUGGUGAGGUUGAAAGUCUUUUGGAUUAAAGUGUAAAACAGAGACGGGUUUGAGUUUAUAAUUGACACGUCUGCUCUGACUGCUGAAAGUGAAAGUGAAGCUGGUGAACCAGACUGAGGACAACAAACUGGAGAGAGUUUACUGCAGAGACAAAAUGGCUUCUAAACUGGAGGAGGAUCUCACCUGUCCUGUGUGCUGUGACAUCUACAAGGAUCCUGUCAUUUUGACCUGCGCUCACAGCAUCUGUAAAGUCUGUCUGCAGCAGUUCUGGGAGAGUAAAGGAUCCAGAGAAUGUCCCUACUGCAGGAGGAAGUGCUCAAAAGUCAAAUAUCCCCCUAGCAUGGCUCUAAGGAACCUGUGUGAGACCUUCAUGCAGGAGAUCAAUCAGAAAGCUUCCGCAGGGUCUGAGGCGUUAUGCAGUUUGCACAGUGAGAAACUCAAGAUCUUCUGUCUGGAGGAUAAACAGCCUGUGUGUGUGGUGUGUCAGACGUCUAAGAAACAUAAAAAUCACACAUUUAGUCCCAUAGAUGAAGCAGCACAGGACCGUAAGGAGGAGCUCAAGAUCCAACUGCAGCCCUUACAGAAGAAACUGGAGACCUUUGAAGAAGUUAAACUCAUCUGUGACCAAACAGCAGCACAUAUUAAGACUCAGGCUCAACACACAGAGCUGCAGAUCAAGGAGGACUUUGAGAAGCUUCACCAGUUUCUACUGAGAUGAAGAGGCAGUCAGGAUAGCUGCACUGAGGGGAGGAAGAGGAGCAGAAGAGUCAGAUGAUGAAGGAGAAGAUUGAGAAGAUGAGCAGAGAGAUCUCAUCUCUUUCAGACAUAAUCAGAGCCAUAGAAGAGAAGAUGGGA
Alosa alosa (allis shad) is the source of this 966-nucleotide messenger RNA. Its product is annotated as E3 ubiquitin-protein ligase TRIM17-like. The record is from RefSeq and is a predicted model, not a curated record. NCBI's taxonomy places the organism in Eukaryota, Metazoa, Chordata, Actinopteri, Clupeiformes, Clupeidae. Gene Ontology annotation, molecular function: zinc ion binding.